ACUAAGUUCAGAAGUUCGGAUGAAAGAUCACGUUUAAACCAUCGUAUAAGUUGUCUAUCUAAUGCUAUCUAGCUAGCUGGCAGGGCUGGCUAGGUAGCUCGCUAGUUACCAUGCUUACAUUUGUGGUAGCUACAGUAACAUCAUGUCGGCUGACACAAAAAUCGCAGAGCUUUUAACAGAGCUCCAUCAACUAAUCAAACAAACCCAGGAGGAGCGGUCACGCAGUGAACACAACCUGCUCAACAUCCAGAAAACCCAUGAGAGGAUGCAGACUGAAAACAAGACUUCACCAUAUUACCGGACUAAGCUGAGGGGCCUGUACACAACAGCCAAGGCAGAUGCUGAGGCAGAGUGCAGUAUUCUUCGUCAUGCCCUUGACAAAAUUGCAGAGAUCAAAUCAUUAUUGGAGGAGAGGCGAAUAGCGGCUAGGAUGGCAGGGACGUACAGUGAUAACGACCCCCCGCGGAAGACCAUGCGGAGAGGGGUGCUGAUGACGCUGCUCCAACAGUCAGCUAUGACACUCCCAUUGUGGAUCGGCAAGCCGGGAGACAGUCCCCCUCCCCUGUGUGGGGCAAUGCCAGCCAGCAGUGAUUAUGUAGCCAAGCAGGGUGACAAGGUGGCAGCACGGGUGAAGGCUGUGGAUGGAGACGAACAGUGGAUCCUGGCAGAGGUGGUCAGCUACAGCCACUCCACCAACAAGUAUGAAGUGGAUGACAUUGACGAGGAAGGAAAAGAGAGACACACCCUGAGCAGGCGGCGCAUUAUCCCUCUGCCCCAGUGGAAGGCCAACCCAGAAACGGACCCAGAGGCCCUGUUUAGUAAAGACCAGCUGGUGCUGGCCCUCUACCCACAGACUACCUGCUUUUACAGAGCCCUCAUCCACACACCCCCACAUCGGCCCCAAGACGACUACUCAGUGCUGUUUGAGGACACGUCGUACGCAGACGGCUACUCCCCGCCCCUCAACGUAGCCCAGAGAUAUGUGGUGGCCUGCAAAGAAAAUAAAAAGAAGUAGAUUGAGAAAAAAUGAAAACGCUAGUCAGAAGUCAAGGGGACAGUGACGAUACGGUUUCUUAUGGUCAGACGCAUGAAAGACAAUCCCCCCCGCACAUACACUGGAUUCCAUAUCCUAGCCACAUGUCUGGACAGACAGUUUGGCCAGCUAUCAGGGACGUUCAGUCUAUCUUUAGAGCUUUGUUGAUGUUAUGGCCUAUCUGGGUGAUCAUUGUGAGACAUGUUCGGGACUUUCUGUGCUCUGUUGUAUCUAUAUUGUUUUUGUAUGGUCUGUUGAAGGGCAUAACUAUGCUUUGUGUUGACUGAGUUUUGCUGCAUGUUAUUUUAAAAUUUUUUUUACAUGUUAAAAAAUGUUAAUGUCGACUAUGGACGAUGACUGUGAAUAUAUAAAAGUGAUAAAACA
Messenger RNA from Esox lucius (northern pike), 1417 nucleotides. It is a transcript of the gene sgf29, whose product is annotated as SAGA complex associated factor 29. The record is from RefSeq and is a predicted model, not a curated record. Gene Ontology annotation, cellular component: SAGA complex. Bases 143 to 1015 code for a protein of 290 amino acids. The transcript has 10 exons. Lineage: Eukaryota; Metazoa; Chordata; Actinopteri; Esociformes; Esocidae.